Molecule: messenger RNA, 698 nt
Organism: Phascolarctos cinereus (koala)
Lineage: Eukaryota; Metazoa; Chordata; Mammalia; Diprotodontia; Phascolarctidae
Source: RefSeq, a predicted model, not a curated record
CCUCCCCCAGCUAGAAUGGACGUGAAUCUUUGAAUAAAGGCGAAGUCCGUGGCAACCUAGCUGUGUGCACUGGAGCUUUGAGUAGGGGACUGUCACCACCCCUUUGCAACCAGCCAUGGUGAACUGGACAGCAGAAGAAAAACAGAUCAUUUCAGCCAUCUGGGCCAAGAUUAACAUCGAGGAAGUGGGGGCCGCUGCCCUUACUAGGUUAUUAGUAGUCUACCCCUGGACUCAGAGGUACUUCAGCAACUUUGGGAACCUGUCCAGCCCCACAGCCAUUGAAGGGAACCCCCGGGUCAAAACCCACGGCAAGAAGGUGCUGACCUCAUUUGGUGAGGCAGUGAAGAACCUGGACAACGUGAAGGCCACCUUCGACAAGCUGAGUCAGCUACACUCAGACAAGCUGCAUGUGGACCCCCAGAACUUCAAGCUCCUCGGAGACAACCUGAUCAUUGUCCUGGCGGCUACCUUGGGCAAGGACUUUACUUCCGAGGCCCAGGCUGCCUGGCAGAAGCUGGUGGGAGUAGUGGCCGCUGCCCUGAGCAGAAAUUACCACUGAGCACCUCAGAAGGGUCACCCAUUGAGGACCCACUACUAGGAGAGCUCGUUGAAUGGGAGGGAAGGGAGAGGGAAACAUGUGCUACCACCACGCAUAGUGAUUAUGGUUAAAUACAAUAAAGUUGAACUAUAUGACAAAA